GACCUUCCUUUCAUUCUUCUCCCCUUCCCCUGCUUUUCCUUCCAGCCCACUUUCUCUCUCCUCUGUAUUUGUCCCUUCUCUCUCUUACCAAAUCAUUUCUUCAAUCAUCAUUUUCUCGUAAACCCUAAAUUUACCGAACCUAGAAAAUCAAAAUACCCCUUUCUAAUUUAAUUUCUAGCAUCUCUGAACUUUAUUGCUCAUUUCUCUGAGUUUUUUUUUUGGCUUCUCCCCCCUUUUGGGGAAGGGGGGAUGCUCGAUUUCCGAAGGAAUUGAGCUUUUUUGGAUCCGAAUUAUCAACUUCAGCUUGUAAUUUUUUUGGGUUUAUUUUUUGGGUAGAAUUCAAAUAUGGGGGGUUCUGAGCAGCAGCUUAAUAGUAUUUCAUCUACUCCUCCGUUGCCAUUGAAAAGGCAUGUAAUUAAUAAGCCGAUUUCGCUUGCGGGUCCUACCGAGGUUGAUCUUAUACGAAAUGCUGAAUUAGGAAAGUUUUUGAUUGAUUCGGAGCUUUAUGAGAGCAACGAAGAAGGAGAUAAGAGAGAGGAGGUUCUUAAUCGGAUUCGCGAGAUUGUGAAAGGGUGGGUAAAGCAGCUGACUCGCCAAAGAGGAUACACGGAUCAAAUGGUAGAUGAUGCAAAUGCUCUGAUUUAUACUUUUGGGUCUUAUCGAUUAGGGGUGCAUGGACCUGGGGCUGACAUUGAUACUCUGUGCGUUGGGCCUUCCUAUGUAAACCGUGAUGAAGACUUCUUUAUAAUAUUGCAUGACAUUCUGGCUGAAACUGAAGAAGUCACUGAGCUUCAGCCAGUCCCUGAUGCUCAUGUCCCUGUAAUGAAAUUCAAAUUUCAAGGAGUAUCUGUUGACCUCCUCUAUGCAAGUGUUUCAAUGCUGGUUGUUCCUGAUGACUUGGACAUAUCAGAUGGCUCCAUACUUCACAAUGUUGAUGAGCCAACAGUACGUAGUCUGAAUGGAUGUCGAGUUGCAGACCAAAUUCUUAAGCUAGUUCCUAAUGUUGAGCACUUCCGAACAACACUAAGAUGUCUCAAGUUUUGGGCAAAGCGACGGGGUGUCUAUUCAAAUGUGACUGGAUUUCUUGGUGGUGUGAACUGGGCUCUAUUAGUUGCCAGAGUAUGCCAACUAUACCCAAAUGCUACUCCUAGCAUGUUACUUUCUCGAUUUUUUAGAGUUUAUACACAAUGGCGUUGGCCAAAUCCUGUGAUGCUCUGUCCAAUUGAAGAGGAGGAUCUUGGUUUCCCUGUGUGGGAUCCUCGUAAAAACCCUCGGGACCGCACCCAUCAUAUGCCAAUUAUUACUCCUGCAUACCCGUGCAUGAACUCUAGCUACAAUGUCUCAACAAGUACGCUCCGUGUUAUGAUGGAGCAGUUUGAUCAUGGCAAUAAAAUUUGUCAGGAGAUUGAGUUGACAAAGGCCCAAUGGAGUACUCUUUUUGAGCCAUAUCUUUUCUUUGAGUCGUACAAAAAUUACUUGCAAGUUGAUAUUGUUGCAGAAGAUGCAGUUGAUUUGCUGGCUUGGAGAGGCUGGGUAGAAUCUCGGCUUCGACAGCUUACCUUGAAGAUAGAGAGAGACACAAAUGGCAUGUUGCAGUGCCAUCCUUACCCAUAUGAGUUUGUAGACACAUCUAAGCAGUGUGGCCACUGUGCUUUCUUCUUGGGGUUGCAGAGGAAACAAGGCGAGAAAGUUAAAGAAGGUCAGCAGUUUGAUAUUCGUGGAACUGUUGAUGAAUUUAGGCAGGAAGUCAAUAUGUAUAUGUAUUGGAAACCUGGCAUGGAUAUAUAUGUGUCUCAUGUUCGUAGAAAGCAGCUUCCUCCAUAUGUUUUUCCUGAAGGCUAUAAACGACCUCGAAGACACAUGAGCCACCAGGUUGAGAAGAUGUGUGGUGAUGCUGAAGGGGAUACCGCUGUGUCUGCUGAUAGACCACUCAAGAGGCGGACGGAUUCUAAGAUGGGGGAUAUGACCCCAUCACGUCUUGAGAAGAAGGCAUCUAUCAGUCCACAACGGCUGGAAACUCUUUCACCAGAGUUCACUUCUAGAUUUUACACUCCUUCACCUUUGAGCUCAACCUCAGAUAUGCUUAUCCACUCGCAAGAUACACCAUCAUUUCUGGAUGGUGACAGAAGUAUGGACUCACACAACGUGUUUCUAGACAAGAUCAGUCAUAGUACCAUUUUACUGGCGAAGCAGGAUAUUAAGGAUAGUAUUUCUGCGCUUGAAAAUGAAGCAAGUAUAGAGGAGGCACUUCCAAAGGAUGUCUCCGGUCAGGAGACUCUUGAUAUCUGUAAUCGAAUUAAGGAUGCUUGUCUGGUUAGAAAGGAUGAAGAAACCUCUAGCCUUCAGAAUUGUCAGACUGAAUCUUUCCGGAGAGCGAAGGACCUAAUAGAGAGGGCUGCAAAGGAUGAUAUUGAUGAAGUCAUGGGUCAUAGUGAGCAGACCGAGGGAGCUGAAAACGGGAUCCAAUUUGGGUCAAGCGCCGACACUCAGACUCUCAAUCAUGAGGAUGAUCAACACGGGGCAGAUCCUGAUUUGCAUUCGGAUAAUGGAUAUCUGGGCGGGACUGGUGUUUUCCAGGGUGGAUCCGCGGAAGAGCUAGAGUCAAGUACUGCGGCUGGCAUGGCCAUAGAAACUCGAGGUAGAACUACAAAUUCCGCAAACUUGUUGAGGCAGAGAUUGACGGCACAGAAUGUUAGAAGUAUCAUCCUAUCUUAUGAUGAAGCACUUGUAUAUAGAAGUACCGCAGACUCGGUAAGUUCCAAAAAUUUACUGCUGGAUUAAAUUAUGGUUUUCCAGGUGCACUUUGCUCCAACCUUGUCACGAAGGAGCAAACAGCUGCAAUGAGUUCAUGUGCCCAUAAUUGUGUGAGAUAUGUAUGAUUAAGGAUGUGGUGUAGUUUGUGGGGUCAGAGCCGCCAUUGUAGCAGGUCUCUAUGCAGCUUGCUACAAAAGCUGCUGAAUGCUGUGGAUCUGGGAACCCUCAACUAGGGUCAUCAGCAGCAGGGGAGACUUGAGACCAGACUACAAAGGGAUCUUCACCACAUCAUGUAGGACUUUAUUUUAUGUAUUGCACCAACCAGAAAAAGAAAAAAAAAAUGAAAAAGGAAAGUUAAAAAAAAAAUGGAAAAAUUAGAGUAAUGUAGAGUGGCUGACGAAGUGUGAUUUAUCGCGGGAUUAGUGUUUAGAUUUUAAAUCCAUGAAUUUUAGUUUGUAAACUUGUGUUAUGUAGUAUCUCCAAUGAGAAUGUGAAAUGUUGACUUAAUACUGAAAUUUUCUUCUUUCA
Spinacia oleracea (spinach) is the source of this 3282-nucleotide messenger RNA. RefSeq names its product nuclear poly(A) polymerase 4-like. Gene Ontology annotation, biological process: RNA 3'-end processing. Lineage: Eukaryota; Viridiplantae; Streptophyta; Magnoliopsida; Caryophyllales; Amaranthaceae. Gene Ontology annotation, molecular function: RNA binding; poly(A) RNA polymerase activity. The record is from RefSeq and is a predicted model, not a curated record. Gene Ontology annotation, cellular component: nucleus.